AAUGUGUACGACUCGAUGAAGCUUUAGAAGAGCAAGAUCUCUAUACAAUAAUAGAAGAUCUGGACGAUUCUGAUGAAGAAAUAAGAGAAACCGCUUGGAGUAUUCUUAAUUUAUGUAAAGUAACAGUUGGAUCAGAGAUAUUUAAUAGAUUUAUUAAACUUGUAAAUGAUAAGAAUGUAAUAUUACAACAAUUUCAAUGUUGUACUACGGCUAAAGAAAAUUUGAUAUAUGCAUUAAAAGAUUACAUCAAAGCACCUAAUUUUAGUUUGGAAGAACUGUUAAGCAAUUAUUACAAUGAGACAGAAGCAAUUACUACAUUAUUUAUUGAAAUGUGUAAAAGACUUUCUAAAACGGAAACAGCAGACUUUAUUUGUUAUAAGUUAUUUCCACUCAUAUUUCAUACUGAAAAUGAAAAAUUACGAGAUGCUGCAUUAGAAAUUGGAAUGGGUAUUACUUCAUUUAACACACUGGCUGAUUUGGAUCCAGAGAAAUAUAAAGAUUUUUUGGCUGCUAUUGAAAAUGAAUACAUUCUAAGUAUUCGUAAUGUACUUGGAAAAAUGAAACAUCCAAACUGGCAUAAAAUGUUUAUACUAUUACUUAGGUAUGGGGGAAUUAUGUUUCAUCAACGUGUUGACAUUACAAAUGCCAUUUUAAAAAUAGCAGAAAGUGGUUUUAAGUCAUCAUCAAUUGAUAAUAAACUUUUUGCCUUUGAUUGUUGGAAGGAAUUAAUCAACAAUUAUAGUCUUAAUUUAACACAUAUGACUAUGCCAAAACAUAUUAAGCUUUUGGUGACUCCACUGAAAGCUAAUUUAUCAUCAAAUGAAGCUGUUAUUAAUAAAAGAUUUGAAAUAUGGAUAUAUCUCUUGAAGAAACUCGGUGAUAAGGCUGUAGUUUGCCUUGAACAUUUCUUAAACUUUUGCUUUGGACCUUUAGGAGCAAGUCCUUUGGUAGCAACAAAUAAUCCAGCGAUUGCAAGUCCAGGGAAAAAAGUAGUACGACUUUAUAAAAAAAGCCCGAAAUUUUUACUAGAAAUGCUGGGCCAUUAUGGACACAACUCGAAUGAUCCUUGCGUUUAUUACGAAGAAGAAUUAAAAUUGAAGAAACCAAUUUUAAAUAAUUCUAAUUUCCAGACGAUUUACACCCCUGUAAUUCAUAGUAUUGGGGAAUGUUGUAUAAUAUUGUCUAAAUGGAAUAGUGACGCAGCCGAGCUUUCUAGGGUAAUUCAUUGUAUGUGGGGAUCGUUACUGAAUUUCAUUAAUGAGUUAAAUUCGGAUAUAAAAGAAAAAGUGCUUCAAGUUGUAAGCAAUCAAGUUUUGGCUUUAUCAAAGGUUGCUGAUAACGAUAGUGAUUAUUUAGAUAGGAUAUUGAUGCCAAUAAUAAAUACGAUAAUGAGCUUCGAAUGUACAGAUACGAACGAUAGUUUAUUUAAACCCGUCCUGGUUCCAAGUUUAAAAUAUCUCAAUGCAACGGGUAAAUUCAAUACGACAAGGCUACGACAAUCGAUGGAUGCAGCAUUUUCUUCGAAAAGAAAUUUUAUUAAAGUGCGAAUGUUCGGGGAUUUUUGUGAUUUAAUUACGGAAAUUGAGAAAGUAAAAUUAUCUUAUCCUUUGUGGAUCACAUUAAGUCAUUUCGUGCCUGAUUUAUGUCGUACUUGUCCAAUUAACGAAGUGUUCUCUGGAUAUUUGUUGUCAUACAUGCUUUGGCCAGUAAAUAAUUACAAUUACAUUCCAGAAGACGAAAAACAGAACAUAAUAAGUACAUGGAAAAGGUUGAUGGAAGACAUUUGCAAAAGUAAUGCGUUGGUUCACAAAAACCACCACAAUUUUCUAACAUCGAUAAUUCAUUCAUUUCAAAAGAUUAUAAAGAAGAAGCCGUUAGUCAUCAACUCAGUAUCAUUUUUCUUACCUUUAUUAUCCCUUGAUUCUCUUAAAGACGAUGACUUGGACCCACUAUUUAUUUCAGAUUUACUACAGUUGGUACUGGAUUUACUCGAUUGUCCCUUAACAUCAAAAGAAAAUAUUAACAAAUUGGCGCUAAUACUUACAGUGUGUAUUAACAACGUUCUAAGACAUCCAAAUGGAAAAGCUGAUCUGAUUUACGAAAAAUUGUUUAAAGCGAUCGAGUAUUUUUUACAACCGCAUCAAGUAAGCAGAAAGGAUGUUAAUAAAUUAUCAAGUAACCAUUUUUAUUNGGACAAACUUGAGAAUAUAUUGAGUAAAAAUUGCAUUUCUAGAGAAAGAGUACCUCUUGCUCUUAAGUCUUUGAUAAGUGACCUCACACUUCAUAAAGACUCGGAAAUAUCCCGAAAUGCUAUUAAAAUAUUGUCGCUCUUAGAAAAUUCAACCAAUGAGGACACAUUAAAGUCAAGCAGCGAAAAUUUUAUAGAAAAUUCGAAUUCUUUGUUAUCUAGAUCGUCAGCUAAAAAUAUAGUGCAGAAGUCCACGAAACCUACUUUCAUUGAAAACACACGAGUGAUACAACAGCUCCUCGAAAAAAACACCACUCCCAUGAAGCUGAAAGGGAGCCAAUUGAAAAAUUCUCCAAAAUCAUCAACAGCGUCCACAACAACACCUUUUCGUUCAUCUACUACUAAAAAAUUACCAUCUCGUGCUGAUAAAAAAGAAACGUAUGUCUUAAUAGAAAAUAAUUACAAAUUUGAUAAAAGAAAGCUGACAGAGCAUCAAAAAGAAAAGAUGAAAAAACGUCGAGAAGACAUCCCCGCACUUUACCAGGAUCUAUCCCAAAGUCAAACGGGCAGUACAAGUAACUCGCAAAGUAACUCUCAAGAGGAUGCCAUUGGCAAGGAUUUAAAAGUAAUUGUGGAGAGAAUGCCUUACGUAGAAUGCAACGAUUUCACUGACGAUAGUAAUAGAAACUGUAGUAGUGCAAACCAUGAAGUCAAUAAAUGUAAAGAAAACACUUCGUAUGAUGAUAUGCAGCAAAUCAAUUUAGUAAUUAACGAAACGAAUAAAACUGAACAAAAAAUUAAAGAAAAUGCUAAACCUGCCAUUACUUCAACUGAAGAUAUUUUUAUUGGCACGAGUUUAGAAAAAGAAACAAAUAAGCCAGCAGAAUCAUUAGCAGCGGAAAAAAGUGGCGAAGAAAACGUGGAAUCUGUAAAAAGAAAUAAAAGGAUAACUAAUGAACUAUUAAGAUUAAAAAUGGACAUUGUUGGAGGUGAUAUCAAUAUUGAUGUAAACGAAGAGAGAAAAAGUAGACGAAAUUCAAAGCAACUCGAUAAAACCACUUCGCCAUUUAUUUUUCAAUUUGACAAACGUGAAUCCGCAGAAACUCCGAAAAGUAAAAAGAAGAAAAUUCAAAAGACCAGUAAGAAUGUUGGAAAAACGAAAAGACAUUAUGUAGAAACAAAUACUGUUAACUCUAAUAACUCAAGCGGCAAAGAGCCACCUAAAAGGAAAUGCAGAAAAAAACGAUCCCAGUCUUUAACUCACGAUAACGACAAAGCACUUGUGAUUAAGAACAACUUAAAUCGAAGAAGUAGAUCUAACUCUGAAACGAAAGAAUACAUUAGUUGCAGCAACUCAUCUAGUGAUAUUCACAGUUCAUUAAGGAAUGAGAAUUCAGAUUAUUGCAGUGAAGAUAUUAUCGAAAGUUCUCAGGAAUCGUAUAUAUCAUUUGGAAAAUCUCUUUGUAAAACAUCUCCUAACCCAAAUCAAAUUACUAAAAAUACCUUCACCUCUGCCGUCGAUUCGGUCGUUGAUGGUGAUGUUGAGUCACCUUACACCGAUUCGAUUUGCACAAUUAGCUGCAAUAAUCAACAAACUGGCACCGAUAAAAGAAUUCAGCAAUUUCAAUUUAAGGAAAAAUCACUGGAGUCACAAACAGUUCAAAUUGUGGAAUGUGGUGCUAAUGAAAAAUUAAAAGAAAUAGAAGAACAGAAAAGCGAUACAAUUGUUAUUUCCGAAGAUUUCAGUCCAGAUAAACUAAUACGAAAGGAUUUGGAUCAAAUUGAAAGGAAACUUACUAAACGCGAAAUAGAAAUAGCUGAAGCUGACACAGAAUCACUACCGGUAGACAAUUUGGAUGAUUUUAAAACAUGUUCUGAAACACCAGAAGCAUCUUAUGAACAUGCAAUUGAAACACAAAAUGAAGAAAUUGUUAGUUGUACAAAAGAGGACGAUGUAAUGGAACCAGAGAAAGACGAAAAAACACCAAGUUUAUUCGACUCCGAAGCAGAUGACCAAAAAGGUUGUGCAGCAAACCUACAGCAACAUCUAGAAGAAGACGCUAAACUAGUUGAUAAUGAAAAUAAGUCGAAAAUGGUUUCUCAACAGCAACCGUCAUCACGUUCAGCCAGGCUUGUUGGCCUCGUUACUACUACAAAUUUAGUCAAUGAAAAGUCUCCGCAUAUGAACUCUUCUCUCAAAAGAAAGUCGGAUGCUGUUAGUUUUAAAACGGCCUCUACAGUUUUUUCGCCAAAAACAAGCAGAGUUCGUAAAAUGAUGCAAAAUUGCGAAGAUCAAAGACCGCUAUUUAUAAUAGACUUAGACGAUGAAGUGAAAGAAAAAAUUCCGGAUAAUCAAUUACUGCAGUUCAGUAGAGAAAUACCGAGUCCCCUGGCAACACCCAAGGGAAGCAUUUUGAAGCGGAAGAGGGAUGUUAACGGCUAUUUAUCAGACGAUAAUCUUCAAUCAGCAAAAAGAAAACGAGUCAAUUUUAGUGACCCACCAACAACUUGCAAGAAGGUCUUCAUCCAACAUCAGGAUGAGUUAGUAAAUAGACAUCGAGGGAUCAAAAAGAAUCUCCUUCUGACCACAAAACUUCCAACUAAAGAAGUAGAUAUAAUUAUAUCUUCCGAAAAUGACCACAAUUCUGUAAGAGCUACUGAAGAAGAAGGCUGUAAAUCUACAAGUCACGAACUUCCAUCUGAAUCAUCAUCGAAAGAAAUAGUAGACACAGAAAUGACACAGGAGUGUGACAAAGUCAUUAUCAAUGACUAUACAGUCGAAGGCAACAUGAACAUACAAUUUUCAGAGGAUAUUAGUUUUCUUGACGACGUUGUGCCAAUUUGUCCUGAUUUAACCGAUUGUUUAGAAAAUGUGGAAGUUAUUUCAAAUAAGUUGAAUACUCCCUUGUGUAAAUCGGCACUUUUAGAAGAGUUGAAUAAAAAAAAUAUUCAUACUAUCGCAGAUUUAGCACUUUUAACCGAAAAGAAAAUAAAUAGUUUGACUCUAGACCAACCCAAAAUGGCUGAGGUAAAACGGGCUCUUUUUGAAUUUAAGGAGGCUAAGAAAAGCGAACUAAUAAAUGAAAUUAUUAAUGACAAUAUUGAACAUGUCUUGGAUAGUGACAAAAUAGAGGAAUCAAUUUCAUCAGGAAAUAUAACUCUGUUAGAAGAAACUGAUUUAAAUACUACGACUGUUUUAAUAAAUGGUGAACCGAAUGUAUUAAGCACCCCAUCGUCAUCGUCACUUGCAAGUGAAGAUACGAAUCAAAAUCAACCACAUUGUUUGGAAUCAAAGGAUCAAUAUGAUGAAAUAGAAAGGCUUAUUAACGGGACGACGGAGGAGAACCUUGAACAGUUUGUUGUUCUCGCGAUUAAAAAAUUGUCUGAAUCCCAUAACAGCCAAAACGUGCUAAAAAGACUGAUUGGAACGAUCAUAGAAAAAAUGCCCCGUUCCGUUACAUGGAAAACAUUCCAUGAGUAUUUGACAAAAUUGUUUAUAACUGAAGACUGUGACUAAUAAUUUUAGUUUAAGCAUGAAUGUUAACAACAAAGUAAUUUUCUAUAUUAACGUAUUUAUAUAUAUAAUAUGUAGUCAUUAUUAUCAGUACUAUUAUAUUGUGAAGAAGUAUCUCUUUUUAGGUUAUUUUACUAAACAGUAAUUAUUAUUUGUACAGUUAUGUAAUAAUAAAGUAUUCUGUGUAAUCACA
This is a messenger RNA of Agrilus planipennis (emerald ash borer), 5895 nucleotides long. It is a transcript of the gene Rif1, whose product is annotated as telomere-associated protein RIF1. Gene Ontology annotation, biological process: telomere maintenance. Bases 330 to 5705 code for a protein of 1791 amino acids. Gene Ontology annotation, cellular component: nucleus. The record is from RefSeq and is a predicted model, not a curated record. Lineage: Eukaryota; Metazoa; Arthropoda; Insecta; Coleoptera; Buprestidae. The transcript has 13 exons.